AUGGCGGCUGCCAGUCCGUGUGAUUCGGUGCACUCGCUACCUAAAAAUAUAGUCAUUAAGACUGAGCCAGAUGCGGAGGAUGUGCUGCUCAAGCGGGACCCCGUCGUGCCUCUCAUUGCCCCUGUCAGCGGACUCCAGCCUCUCUCGUGGUCGCAGGACCACCGCCUUGCUGUGUGCACGUCCAGCUCCCUGUCGGUGAUGGAGUUGGUGUGCGACGUUCACAGCAACAAACAGGAGCUGACGCUGCACAGGACUUCAAUCCCCGUCCCAGCUGAGGAAUACAAACUGCGGGUGGGCCCAUCAGUAGAGCUAUCUGAAGCGAUGGUGAAGUUCGCUACUCAUUCAGACCCCACAGUAAGGCAAGCAUUUUUGGCUGACACUGUGAUCAACCCAUCAGUAGGCGUGCACAAAGGAAUAAAGUACGCUAGCUGGUCUCCGUUAGGUUGUGACUCGAGUGGACGCUGCCUGCUCGCUUGCCUAACACUUGAGCACAGACUUACCAUUCAUAACAGCCACAAGCAUCUCGAGUGGAACAUGCUAGUUGACCUCACUAAAAAGUACAGCGAGAGGCUAAAAGAACGAAAUUAUGCCAGAAAAGACAACAAGCCACCGCAGGCUAACCUGCUGGACUUUGACGAGCUGCAGCGGCGUUUCCGCAUGCAGACGCCUCUGAGAAUGGAGUGGUCAAGUAUUUACACUAUUAAACAGGUUCAGCCGGACAACACGGGUGUAGACUUAGAGAUGGUCCUCCUCGCUGUCUUAAUGGAAAACGGUGACCUCGUUUUGUGGAAGUUUGUGUUGCCUUUUACGGAUGGUGCAGAUGUCUCGUUUUAUGACAUCAUUGAAUCAGGUGUGACCAGACCAAGUGACUUAGCGUGGUGGGAGUACGAAAAUGCUGAUCGUCGCAUGAGUGGCCUAAUCGUCGGCAGUGAGGUGGGACCCGUCAAGAUCAUGCCGGUCAGCCUCUCGGGAGUGAAGGGGUACUUCACCCUCCGACACCCCGUCAUUCUGUGGAAAGAGUGCGAUGAAAUUGCUGUUGAAAACAUCAAAUGUGUCCCGAUGAUCCACCCGAUCCAUAAAUCCAGCUGCAGCCUCAUUGUCGCGUCACGCGGCUGUUACGUCUUUUGGUGUUUGCUCGUGAUUUCGCCAGCUGGACUAAACGUACACAACUCUCACGUGGCAGGGCUGCACUCACUUCCUGUGGUCUCGCUAGCAGUCAGUCAACAGGGUGUCGCGGUGUACACGUGUUCCACAGACGGGUGGAUUAAAAAGCUGACACCAACAUUUACAGAGAGCACUUUAAUAUUUAAGCAGGAGGAAAUGAUGCGACCUGAGAACCUCACUGGGAGGAGAAUACACGGGAUUGUGGUGAGCCGCAACGGUGCAUAUAUUGCACUUGUCAGCACACAAGGCAUGGUUGAUGGCUAUCAUCCAAUCAACAGGACUUACCAGGUUCACUUUGUUACCCUAAGAACUCCAGAAGCUGCAGCAGCACUGCUGCUCAGGUCGCCUACACAGAACUUGUAUAAAAUGGCCGACCUGCUUGACCUUGUGAGGUGGCAAAUUUUGAAACACAAGUCCAUCCCCGCAUCACUGCAGGAAGAGCUUGAUCAGAAGAUCCGGGAAGCGGACUCGCCUUACUUGUGGCGGUUCAAGCUCUUUUUGGUGCGGAUACUUUACCAGUCAUUACAGUCACCUAACACAGAUCAGAAUUGGAAACCUGCAAAAGAGGGAAGCAAGGUGUUCAUAAGAGAUGAAGAAGAAGAGGAGGAGGAGGACGGCGAAGACAAAGAAGUUGCUGUGAAAGAGGAAGGUGAGCCUGGUGGAGAAAAACUGGAGGAGGAGGAGAAUCAGGAGGACCACAGGACAGAGGUGCAGGCUUGGAUGAAUACUGUGGAGACCCACCUGAUGAGAGAAAACAUGAAGAAGGUGUUGGGGGUGGUGUACCUCAACACCUGGCUAGCAGAGAACAUCAGCAUACCCACCUGUGGCCUGGUGGAGUACCUCUCUAAAGAUACCAAUGACCGAGCAUCAGAGGUCCUGAUUGGCCACAUCAAGAAUAAGAUGAACAAGCAAACGUUCUCGGAGCGCUGUAGCCUGUGUCAGGACGUGCUGCCCUUCACGGACCACAAACAAACCAUGUGUAAAAAUGGACACAUGUGGCUCAGGUGUGCGUUGUCAUACCAGGCCUGCCAGACGCUGACGUUCAGACGGUGCCUCCUGCUGGAUAGCAUCGCCAGACUGCCAGAGCCUGAGGAUCCAGAGUGGAUAAAGAAGAUUCUGCAGGCACCUUGCACGCUCUGCGACGCACCGAUGAUCUAGAGCUUAACGAUCAUUAAAACCUCAGGGCUUCCCCGCGUCCUUCAGAGCGCCCCGCUCUGACACCGGGUCCAAUCUUGUCAGACAUCACUGCUAUUUUUCUUUUUUUUUUUUUUUUAAUUUGAUG
This is a messenger RNA of Archocentrus centrarchus (flier cichlid), 2446 nucleotides long. It is a transcript of the gene gtf3c4, whose product is annotated as general transcription factor IIIC, polypeptide 4. Gene Ontology annotation, molecular function: histone acetyltransferase activity; protein binding. Gene Ontology annotation, cellular component: transcription factor TFIIIC complex. Lineage: Eukaryota; Metazoa; Chordata; Actinopteri; Cichliformes; Cichlidae. The coding region runs from base 1 to 2322 and encodes 773 amino acids. The record is from RefSeq and is a predicted model, not a curated record. Gene Ontology annotation, biological process: transcription initiation at RNA polymerase III promoter. The transcript has 5 exons.